ACUUUGGCUCCCAAAUCUUGGGGAGAGUAAGGCGCAUAGAGGGCAUCGUGUAUUGUGCUUCCCUGAACGUUGGAACACUCAAGAGAUAAGACCAGCCUAUUCGCAGUCUACCCUCGCUGUACUAACGCCCGCCAGUAAAAUACAAAUAGUGCACAGGAUGCAUACGAGACACCCAUCCAAUAAUGCGUUCAGUACUUUUCUGCGUCUUCCUCUACCUCGUUGGAGUAAUCCAUGCUGCACCCACAACAAACACAACAAAUACUACUUACUAGCGAGAUUGUUAAAGGGCCAUCAUUCACGACCAGAAUCCUAUGGACCAUCAUCUCCAGCUCCGUGCUCACUCUUUUCGCAUGCAUAUACAGCGCCAUCCAUCCUAAUAUUCCGAGUCCUAAAGAUAGUCCUAAUCGCAUCCUGUCGCGGCGACUUGGCAUGAUGAUCAUGGCACUAAUCGCUCCUGAACUGAUUGUCACAUGGGCUAUGCGUCAAUGGUUCAGCGCUCGCCUUAUUACAAAACGGUUCAAGGAUUCGGGGUAUCCCAACGUCUGUCCAAAGUCCGAGUCUCCUAAAGAUGAUUCUGUUGAAGCACCUGCGACAGGAAAUCGCUUCCUUCAUCUCCUUGCAGUGCUCGUUAAAGGCAUAUCAUCUUCGUUGAUGUUUCUUUGGCGUUGCCCUGGCUCUCUCGCGAGGUCCGUCAAAAAGUCCGUCAAGGCAUGUUUCUCAGAACAAUCCGAGGGUGAUCCUGAUUUAUGCUGCCUAUACGUUAGCUCACGUGCAUCCUUAAAUUUAGAUUAUACGUGGACUCAGACGCACAGCUUCUUUGUGCUCAUGGGUGGUUUCAUGCUUUAUGUGGAUGGGGAACCCUACCUUACACUACGGCAUGAUGACAUUCUCCAACUGAUACGUGAAAAGUGUAUCGACGUCCCUACCCUAACAGCACAGCAGAUCCACGACAAGAGCAAAGGCAAUGCGAUAUCGAAAGGAUUGAUCAUCCUUCAAGUGGCCUGGUUUGUUAUGGAGCUCAUCACCCGCGCCAUCUAUCGCCUCGAAACUACCCAGCUCGAAGUGGGAACACUCGCUUUUGCGGUUCUUAAUUUCCUCACCUAUGCUGUGUGGUGGGACAAGCCUCUCAAUGUGCAAUGUCCACAUCCAGUAUACUGGAAGUCGACCAAGUCAAGGCCAGAGGAUCGUCCUUAUCUCAGGAGCAGAAACAAAGACUCUACGCCUCGUAUCAUUGGCAUAGUCCUCUCCGCAAUCUUAGACCCAAUCUUUGAGUUGAUGGGUGGCGGUCCCACAUCUCUAAUGCUCCGAGUUCCUACAUUUAAUGGCAGCAUCGAGCUCGAAAAUUCGGACAGGAUUGUUCUUCAGCUUGCUGCAUUGGGUAUGGCAACCAUAUUUGGCGGAAUCCAUUGUAUGGCUUGGUUUUUUUACCUUCGUCACACAUCAGGAACAGCUCCUAUGGCACAUAUGUGCACUCGCUAUAACUUGCACACCCUGGCUUGUUGUUUUUGA
This is a messenger RNA of Suillus bovinus, 1509 nucleotides long. RefSeq lists its product as uncharacterized. The transcript is spliced from 3 exons. The record is from RefSeq and is a predicted model, not a curated record. NCBI's taxonomy places the organism in Eukaryota, Fungi, Basidiomycota, Agaricomycetes, Boletales, Suillaceae. Bases 232 to 1509 code for a protein of 425 amino acids.